This is a messenger RNA of Sugiyamaella lignohabitans, 1746 nucleotides long. It is a transcript of the gene PRP3, whose product is annotated as Prp3p. The transcript has a single exon. NCBI's taxonomy places the organism in Eukaryota, Fungi, Ascomycota, Dipodascomycetes, Dipodascales, Trichomonascaceae. Gene Ontology annotation, cellular component: U4/U6 x U5 tri-snRNP complex. Gene Ontology annotation, biological process: mRNA splicing, via spliceosome. Bases 1 to 1746 code for a protein of 581 amino acids. The record is from RefSeq and is a predicted model, not a curated record.
AUGAAGAGGGGGCCGUUAGAAUCUACUCCUGACGAAGGAACGGGGACUCCUCCCAAGAAACCUAGAACGGGUGAUUUAUCAGGAAUAAAAUCUCAGGGAAAUAUAGAUCGCAUAGCAGAAGCCAAAGCGCGAGUUGCAGCACUGGCAUUGAAAAACAAGGCAAAGCUGGUUGUUGGAACGAAGGAAAACUCUAUAAAUUCAGGUGGAACUGCGAGUGAUCCAGGAGAAAAUAAUGGUACUAAUUCAUCCCAGACGUCGAGAAAUGGCAACCAUGGAAUAGGUCAGCAGGCGUCAAAAUCGACAGCAUCCAGUGCAGCAGAGUUGAUGGCUAAAAUAAGACAGAGGAGGGCACAACUCGAAGCUGCGACUCAAUCGUCAGGCCCAAAAUCAGCAUCUCCAGCACAAUCAUCUCACUCUACUCCUGACAAUAACAAGUCAGGAUCUCGAGCUUCAGCAACGGCCUUGAAACGUGGGCCAGGGCUUAGCACUCCCCUGCAUCCCAUCUUAUUAGAAGCAUCAAGUGUAUCAACAACUGUCAACGAAAGCAAGCCGAACCUUUACUUGGCAAAGGAAGAUCCACAGCCUUCCGUCAACGAUCUAAAUGAACCGGAGGCAAAUCCCUAUUUUGACUCUCUGGUUGCUACGAAAACUAGCUUCGACAGUCGGCGCAAGAGAGGAUUAGCAUUUAAUCCCCAUGGAAAGUAUAUCAGAAGGGCAGAAGAAGAAAGGCACCAAUUGCAGCUGGAUGCUUUAAAAAAGAAGAUUGAGCAAGCUAAGACCAAGGCCUCAAAUUCCGGAUUGCUCGAUGCCGACAUUGUAGCGGGUGAACGUGCUUUCAAGCCGUCCCCUCCACCUCUGGUCGAAUGGUGGGAUGAACCACUUGUUAUUAAUCCCGAUGAUGGAUAUAGCGAGGUAGAUGAAAGGCAAGAGGAGCAUUUCCUUUCUCCAGAGGUUAUCACCCAGUAUAUACAGCAUCCAAUUCCUAUUGUUGCACCUUGGGAAAAGAGUCUUCCGAAACAAGUGAGGCUUCACCUUACGAAACGUGAAACAAAACGAAUGCGUAAAAAUGACAGAGCUGAGAGACAUAAAGAGGCCCAGGAUCGGAUUCGUCUGGGACUAGAUCCAGCUCCGCCACCUAAAAUAAAGCCUUCUAAUGUGAUGAGUGUGUUUGCCAAUGAGGCAAUAAGAGACCCGACCCUCAUGGAGUUAAGAGCGAAGACUGAGGUUGCUCAAAGAAAAGAAAAACACGAGCAAGAUAAUCAAUCGCGCAAACUCACUUCUGAACAACAGUAUGAAAAAUGGAUAGCAAAAUCCGAACGCGAAAAAUCAAAGGGCAUCUAUUGUGCUGCAUUUCGUAUUGACAAACUAUCUGAUGGCCGACAUAAAUUUUUGGUUAAUUAUAAUGCGAAGCAUCUACUGCUUAAUGGUAUGACAAUUUUCAACCCUAAGUUUUGUCUCGUGAUAGUUGAGGGUGGAUUCCUGAAUAUCAAAAAGUUCAGCAAGUUACUACUUGGUCGGAUUAAGUGGACAGAACAUGCUCCUCCACGUGCUAAUGAUCCACCGCUUAGUCCCGAAGAUAUUCCUGACUUGAGUUCCAAUCGAUGUGUGCUUGUCUGGCAUGGGCAGAUAAAAAGUUCGCGAUUUCAGAAAUGGACUCUUAACGAUGCGGAAACUGAGCAGGAUGCAAAAGAUAUUUUGUCCCGGCAUAAUUGUGAACACUUCUGGGUCGAGGCACGAGUCCUGUGA